AUGGCAGAGGCCAGGAGGCUCUUGAAUGAGGUUGUUUUCAAAACAGGCGAAAAUGAGUCCAGCAUCUUCGCGUUUCCGGACGACGUUCAGGCCAAUUUCGCCAAUGCCAUUUCGAACCUCAUCGACAAUUACCGCGCGGACCCAGUCGCCUACAACUUGAGGCCAAAUCGCAUGAAGUGCCUGUCCUGUACCGCUGGUACCCGUUCAUGCGAAGCUGGGGAUGGUGAUUUCACCUGUACCUGGUGCGAAUCAAACGCCAGUCUUUGCAUUACGAGAACCGAAGGAACGCUGUUCGUCGCUCCUCGAGUACAGGAGAAGACAAUGGACCCAAAAAGCGAAAGAUACUGGCUUUCGGAGCCAAGACUGAAGCGGAGGAGGAGGAGGAGGACCGGACUGGAGUUACUGGCCUGA
Molecule: messenger RNA, 411 nt
Organism: Lasiodiplodia theobromae
Lineage: Eukaryota; Fungi; Ascomycota; Dothideomycetes; Botryosphaeriales; Botryosphaeriaceae
Product: C6 transcription factor
Exons: 2
Coding region: 1-411 (136 amino acids)
Source: RefSeq, a predicted model, not a curated record